AUGGCGGCUCUCAGUGGUAGCAGUAACGAAACGGGAUUAUCUAAAGCUGAGUAUCUAAAACGUUAUUUGUCGUCUGAUAACGAUGCAAAAUCAUCAAAGGGAAAAAUUAAAAAGAAACGGCGCAAGGUUCCGCAGAAAGGACUGAAAAUAGUAGACGAUGACAUUGACUGGAAACAGACAGUUAAGGAGGAGUAUGAGAUUGAAGAGGACGAAGAGGACGCUCCGGUGAUUGCUGAGGUAAUUGAUGAUCGACCAGAGGAGGUGAAACAGCUGGAGGACUUCAGAACUAGCAACAGAUGGAAAGUGAUUGGAGGUACUGACGAUGAUAAAGACUCAGAGGAAAGUGUAGGACAUCACCAUUCUGACCCUGUGGCAUCAGUCAAAAGUAGCCAUGACCCCUCAGGGCUCUUAUCAAAGAAAAGGAAAGAUUAUAAUCCUGCCAGAAAGGCUCGACAUGACUCUCCAGAAGUCUCUCCUCCCAGGAGAGGUCGUCAUGAUUCUCCAGACAUAUCCCCUCCUCGGAGAGGUCGUCAUGAUUCUCCAGACAUAUCCCCUCCCAAGAGAGGUCGUCAUGAUUCUCCAGACAUAUCCCCUCCCAGGAGAGGUCGUCAUGAUUCUCCAGACCUUUCACCUCCAAGGCAAUAUAAAGGGAAAUCAGGAAAGGUGUUAAGUAAAGAUUCAUCUCCCACUGCCCAAAGAAAACCCAGCUCCUCAUCAACAUAUAAAAAACAUUCUUCUGAUUCACGGCAGUCCCCAGUGACAAAGAGAGCUCAGAACAGACAUGAUUCAGACUCUGACCAGUCUCCACCACGCAAAAAAACACUAAAGGGAAAUGCUUCAGAUUCUGACCAGUCUCCUCCAAGAAGGCACUCAAACAUGAGAAGAGGCUCUGAUUCUGACCAGUCUCCACCCAGGAGGCGACCACAGAAUCGAAAAGACUCAGAUGAAGACUUGUCACCACCUCGCAGACCUGGCCUGUCACAGGAGCAGAGGAUGCUUUCUGGUGGGAAGGCAGGUCUGGUUUCAGUGGAUGUCUUAAGACAAGAGCAAGAGCAGAACCGGCGCAGAGAAAAACAAAAUCGGCCUUUAGAAGAUGAAUCGCACAAUGCCCAGACGGUGUUUCGAGACAAGAGUGGUAAGAGGAGGGAUUUAGAUAUGGAGAGAGAAGAACAGAAGAAAAAGGCUGGAGAAAAAGCUGCAAAAGAUGAGAAAUAUGCUCAGUGGGGAAAAGGCUUGGCCCAAAACCAAAUGGAACAGCAGAAACUUGUGGACGCACUGCAUGAAGCCCAGAAGCCACUGGCACGUCACCACGACGAUGAGGAGCUUGACCGCAUGUUGAGAGAGCAGGAACGAGAGGGGGAUCCGAUGGCUGCCAUGCUCAGGCGAAAAAAGGAUCGCGGUGUGAAGGGACAAGAAAAGCUUCGGUAUAAAGGCCCAGCACCACCUCCAAAUCGAUUCAAUAUUCCACCUGGAUAUCGAUGGGAUGGAGUUGACAGGUCCAAUGGUUUUGAACAAAAACGGUACAUGCGGAUAGCGGAUAGGAAAGCAGGCCAGGAGGCAGCUUAUAAAUGGAGUGUGGAGGACAUGUAACAUUGUAAUUCCAGCCUGACAUGAUAGAUAUCAUGUAUUGUAUAUGUCCAAACUGUGACCGAUUACUUCAUCUGAUGAAAACAAACUGCAUAUUUGACUUCUACAAAUCAUACCUACUGAUUAAUAUGGAAUAAGAAAAUGUUGUUUAUUUUUCAAAGUAGUUUGAUACUGUAAAACAUUAUAAAUGAUUCAGUAUUUGCUGUACAGUUAAUGAGACCAUCUUAUUUACCUAUUUCAAUGUAGAGUUAACCCUGAUGUAUUUUCACUGUUUUCAUUAAAUACUUUUGUAUUUAA
Betta splendens (Siamese fighting fish) is the source of this 1884-nucleotide messenger RNA. RefSeq names its product BUD13 homolog (gene bud13). Gene Ontology annotation, cellular component: RES complex; U2-type spliceosomal complex. Gene Ontology annotation, molecular function: RNA binding. The record is from RefSeq and is a predicted model, not a curated record. Gene Ontology annotation, biological process: mRNA splicing, via spliceosome. The transcript is spliced from 10 exons. Bases 1 to 1590 code for a protein of 529 amino acids. NCBI's taxonomy places the organism in Eukaryota, Metazoa, Chordata, Actinopteri, Anabantiformes, Osphronemidae.